AUGAGUUUUAGUAUAACACUAGCCCAUUUCUGUGAUAAACAUGGCCCCAAAUCUAUAUUAUGUACUCAGACAACAACUGUGGACCAGGUGGAUCAGUUCAUACUUCCAAGCUUCUCCAAAGAAUCUUAUUGCAAGUCUUGUUUGUUGAUGUUCCCAAAAUCAUAUUCUGGAGAGAAUUUGACAACGUUGAGAACUCAAGACCCUAAAAGUGAGGAUAUUUUCAUCACGACGCAGUAUUCCGGUGUUAAAUUUAGGCUAUUGAAUAGUAUAGUGAGGAAAUGUUUAUCGGAAGAGUCCACUGUUUAUGAUUCCAAACCCAUGUAUUUCGGAGAUGAGUUUAGAGGUUAUUCAAUUACUCAAAGUUUCAAGAUCAAAGAUUUAGAAGCAAGAGGAUCAGAGAGAAGGUAUUCGUUCAUAGUCAAUAGUGAGAGUGAGGCAGCCAUAUUACAAAACUGGGACCUCAUUGUGGAGAACAUUACUGUCAUAAUUGAUUAUUUGAAAGAAUCAAGCAUCAAAAUUGAACUGCAAAAUUCAAAAAAUAAUGAAAUCUUUUUAAGAGGUAAAGUACAGCAUUCCAAAAGUUUAAUUGAAUUAUUAAGUGACGAUGAGCUUUUCGUUAAAAUACAUAGGUGGAAUUCAAAGUUAUUGAGGAAGCUAAUUAAACAAGAUGAUAUCGGAAACCCGAAAUGA
Molecule: messenger RNA, 690 nt
Organism: Hansenula anomala
Lineage: Eukaryota; Fungi; Ascomycota; Saccharomycetes; Phaffomycetales; Wickerhamomycetaceae
Gene: LST7
Product: Lst7p
Exons: 1
Coding region: 1-690 (229 amino acids)
Biological process (GO): positive regulation of GTPase activity; positive regulation of TORC1 signaling
Cellular component (GO): cytosol
Molecular function (GO): GTPase activator activity
Source: RefSeq, a predicted model, not a curated record